Messenger RNA from Thyridium curvatum, 3396 nucleotides. RefSeq lists its product as uncharacterized. Bases 1 to 3396 code for a protein of 1131 amino acids. The transcript has 12 exons. Gene Ontology annotation, molecular function: DNA binding; transmembrane transporter activity; zinc ion binding. Gene Ontology annotation, cellular component: membrane. The record is from RefSeq and is a predicted model, not a curated record. Gene Ontology annotation, biological process: DNA-templated transcription; transmembrane transport. NCBI's taxonomy places the organism in Eukaryota, Fungi, Ascomycota, Sordariomycetes, Thyridiales, Thyridiaceae.
AUGAACGAGGGCAAGUCAGAGCUUCGCAACAGCUCGGACACUCCCCGUGCGGAAGAGAUUGUUGCUUCCGGGAUGGAGACCAUCACUCCGCAGCAGAACCGGCGCAUGCUCAUCAAAAUCAAUUCUGUCGUUUUGAUGACCAUGAUUCUUGCCUCGACCAUGGCUUUUCUCGACAAGAAUGCCAUGAGCUUCGCCGCCGUCUACGGAAUGACCAAGGAGACCAACCUCAAGAACCAGGACUAUAGCUGGCUGGGCAGUGUUUUCUACUUCGGGUACCUUGGAAUGGAGGCGCCUGCCCUCUGGCUGCUGACCAAGGUGCGCAUCGGGAAGUUCCUGGGCGCGCUGUUGAUCUUCUGGGGCGUGACCAUCACGGCCAUGGCCGGGUGCACAAGCUUCGCCACUCUGGCCGUCGCGCGGUUCUUCUUGGGCGUCUUUGAGGCGGCGCUGCUGCCCUGCUGCAUCCUCCUGACCUCGCUGUGGUAUCGUCGAGAGGAGCACGCUAUUGUCUCGGCGCUCUACUACAACACUUUUGCGGGUAUCUUCGGUGGUAUUCUCGCCUACGCUAUUGGCCACAUCUCGGGUUCCCUCUCUGAGUGGAAGUAUCUCUUCAUCAUCUAUGGCAGCAUCACUAUCGCACUUGGCAUCACCGUAGUUCUCGCCCUUCCUGAUGCGCCCUCAAACGCGUGGUUCUUCACUGCCGAGGAGAAGAAGCUCGCCAUUAUCCGGGUCGCUGAGAACCAAACCGGCGUAGACAACCACAACAAGGUAGAAUCGAGCCAAGAAGGAGCGUUUGAUCCGAAGUACUGGGUCCUGUCCGUCGGAGUCAUGGCGUAUGCCGUCACCAACUCCGGCAUCACCAAUUUCAACCCGCUCAUCAUCUCCGGCUACGGCUUCUCGCCCCAGAAGACAUCGCUCAUGUCUGCUCCGCAAGCAGCCGUCGCCAUCGUCGCCCAGGUCGUUGCCACGGUCAUCAUGCUCUACGUACCUCGCACGCGAUGUAUCAUUUGGGUCCUCUCGACGUUCCCUGCCCUUGCCGGUGCGGCUAUGAUUCACUCCCUGGAUAUAAAGGAGCACCGAACUGCGUCGCUGGUCGGCGUGUACCUCAUGGGCUUCUACAAUGUUUCCUUUGUGACGAUGCUCAGUCUACAGUCGUCCAACAACUCUGGUGCGACCAAGAAGUCGUUCGCUGGUGUUUCUGUCGCAGUCUUCUACUCUGUUGCCAAUAUCUUCGGUCCCCAGUUCUUCCGCACGGAUCAGUCACCGUACUAUCCCCUUGGAAUUGCUGCCAUGCUGGCAGCCUUUGCUAUCAACGGGGUGAUGGGCAUGCUGUAUUUUGCCAUCUGCUUCUUCGAGAACAAGCGUCGCGAUCGCCUAUACGGCAAGUCGACGGGGAGUCAUCUGGACAUUUGCGACUUGAAGGUACCGCAGUGCUCCGCUUGCUACCGGCAUCGAGAGGAGUGCAACAUCACCGAAUGUGUCGCGUAUCCCUACUCCACCGUCCAGGCGCUCUUGGACCAGAUAACAGCCCUGAAAGCUAGAGUUGACCAAUCUCCCGCACAGAGUCUCGGGACUCAACCUGUCACCGUAGGCUCCGGCCCGGAAUCGGUUUCCCUACAAUCUGCCCGACCCCAUCCCACACAGCCGCUCUCUGACAGACCGAACCUGGACGAUGAGAGCUUACGGAAGGAAGCCGAGGAAGUUGGCGUCCUGGCGCUUGGCGGCCCAAGUCGCUUCUCCGAGGGUUCAUACGGUGAGUUCAUCGGAGGAGCCGCCGGGUCAACAUUCGCUCGCAUUUUCUUCAGGCAACUCACCCUCAUUCCAUCAGAGCUACCGGACAGAAGAGGGGGCUUCCUAGAUCUAUCGCCGACGACACAACAAGCUGCUCUACCACCGCAGCCAGUGGCCAGGCGCCUGCUGCACGCGUAUAUCGCACGCGUACAUGUUUGGUGGCCGUUCCUCCAGCUGCCAGUUCUUCGGAGGGUGUUUCAGAAACUGUACCAAGAGCCAAGGAGUUGCGAUAACCAGGAGAAGUUUUUGGUAUUUGUGGUGUUGGCUCUGGGAAGCAGGGAGACAUUGCAUGGCAACGGAUCUACUUCUCAGGGACCCAUCGACAUGAACGACUCAUCCUCGUACUUCCAGACUGCUCUGCACUUCUUCCACAACUUCUACGACCACCCGCAGGAUCUCCUCAGGAUUCAAGCAAUACUUCUACUAACUAUAUGGAUGCUUGACUCGCCAAUCUCGGCUGACAUCAACGAUCUAUGGCAUCUGGCGCGGUAUGCCAUGUCCGCGGUCAUCGAAGCAGGUCUUCACCGCCACAACACAGACUGGGGCUUCACAGCCGAAGAAUUGGAGAUACGGAACAGGGCAUGGUGGUCCGCGUAUUGUUUGGAGCGGCAUGUAGCGACUAUGACAGGCCGCGUGCUCUCGGUCCGGGAGCACGCCAUACACGCCCUGAUGCCCACACCGAUGACAUUCGACGCUUUGACUGAAAGCGAGGCAGCAGCAGCCCCAGUCUUUCACAAAUGCAUUGUCGAACCCUUCAAACACAUGAUCAGACUUCGGAAGCUUGGUGGCCGUAUUCUCGAGUCGGUGUACAUUGCAAGAACCCCUGACGGAUUGGCACUGGAUACAACGUUUCAACAGAUAUCCGCCGAAGCAGAUGCGAUAAGGCUAGAGCUGGCCAAUUGGGAUCACCAACUCAACACUGCCGUGGUCAAACCCUCUCGCGAGUACUCCGAGAUGAAGAUCGAGUCUUGCCUCCUACGUUUGAUGCUUCAGAGGCCAUCACCGACCUACAUGGUUCCGUCGAGCCAGAUGGUGUUCUCCUGCUCCAAAGCCGCCUCCAGCGCAGUAAAGAACUGGCUAAGGUUGGAGCAGCAGAGUGGCAUCUUGGCGGUGUGUCGCUCGUCGAGGCAGGUCCAUGCUAUCUUCUUGGUCGGUCUUGCUGCGCUCUAUUGCGAUUGGCGCUCAACGAUUAAGCCCAACACCAACACGACUGUAGCCAUUGCUAUGCCUGUGGGUCGAGCAUGGCGUCACGAGAACGACACCAUGGUUUGCAUGGACCUAUUGAAUAGAGGCCUCUCGAAGCUUCAGUCUCCCAAUCUCUUCCGUUGCUUGGAGGUGUUUCAGGCUGUGAGGCUCAAAGUGUACAAGGACAGUCCUGGCGCCAGAACCUCACAGCUCUACAACCCCAUCACACCCUCUGCCGAUGGGAGCUAUGGAGCUAUGGAAACUCAGGACUUUGACGCCGGGAUGAAUUUAUGGAGUCUGCCCGGUGAUAGCAUCGAGAGUUACCUCGACCAGGUCAAUGACUUCCUAGGUGGGGGCGUGUUUGAUGUAGAUGAGACUCUGAAUGGGUGGUAUACUGCUUUGAUGCAGGAGGUCCAGCAAUGA